Messenger RNA from Cyclocybe aegerita, 1332 nucleotides. The record is from the annotation of a GenBank genome assembly. NCBI's taxonomy places the organism in Eukaryota, Fungi, Basidiomycota, Agaricomycetes, Agaricales, Hemipholiotaceae.
AUGUCUCGAUGCAACAGCCUGCUUGGCCGACCACAACCUCCGCACUUUCUCUCAGACUCGAACAUUCAUCCUCACGUCUCGCCCUACGGUCUCGUCCACACUCUCUGCUCUCAGACGUUCGUUUAUUUGAAAGACGCUCCUUAUUACGGCGAAGUCGAGAAUAAUCAUUACGACAACACUUCAUCCACUACUAAGCCAUCCCUCAAGAACUUUCUUCAGAUGAUUCCAACCGUCCUAGUCGCAGCACUGCCUGCAUUCCUCGCCGUGUUCGCUGGUGUCGCAGAGGCGACGACCUGCAAUGCGACAACGCCCUGUCCCGCUUCUGCUCCCUGCUGCAGUGAAUUCGGUUUCUGCGGAACAGACCAUUUCUGCUUGGGAGGGUGCAAUCCUUUUGCGUCGAGGUCGUUUGAUUCAUGCAGGCCCAAUCCUCUCUGCAAGGAUGCUACCCUGUCGUUUGCAGACCAAUCUCGCAUUCUGUCCAACUACACGCUCUUCGAUGGAAACUCUACGGAAUACGACUGGGUCGUCGAAAGCGGUAAUAUCCAGAACAGCAAUGGCGAUCUGGCUCUCACACUUACUGAGGCGAACGGUGGAACUCGCGUUUCGACGACUCGGUACGUCCAUUAUGGAACAGUCACUGCCAAACUCAAGACCGGUCGCUGGGGUGGUGUUGUUACUGCUUUCAUCACCAUGAGCGACAUCAAGGAUGAAAUCGAUUGGGAGUUCCCCGGUGCUGCUACCACCGAGGCGCAGAGCAACUACUUCUGGCAGGGUGUCAUUCCGACCCCCAGUGUCGGUGAGACACACCGCGACCUCACGGACACCUUCAGCAACUACCACGACUAUACCAUUGACUGGCAACCCGAGACCCUCACUUUCUCAAUCGACGGCUCGGUCGUCCGUACUGUCAGGAAGUCCGAGACCUUCGAUUCAGCUGGCGUUGCGCACUACCCAGUCACCCCUUCGCGUGUCCAACUUUCCAUCUGGCCUGCUGGUAUCGCUGGCAGCGCUCAAGGCACUGUUGACUGGGCCGGAGGCAUGAUCGACUGGAACAACGCCGACUACAGAGCCGCUGGCCAGUUCUAUGCCCUUGUCAGGGAGGUCUCCAUCAGGUGUACCAACGCCCAGCCCGUCUCUGCCACCUCCAACAUCACCUCGUACGUCUACAGUGGAAGCAAGAAUACGUCGACCGCACCCACUAUCCUCUAUUCCAACCGCUCGACACUUCUGAACGGUGCUGGCAACCUCUCGCCCAUUGUUGGUGGCGUUGGUGGAACGAUGUUAGCACUUGCGUUGGGCCUGCUCUUGGGUGCUAACGCGUUGCUGCUGUAG